AUGGAGGGUGAGAUGGAGCACAGUGUGAAGGAGGAAGAGGGAGGCUCAGUUGGUCUUGAGGCAGGGGGGCAGCCGUGGAGCCCCUUGGAUGCUGCCUCGGACCAGGGAGUGAAGACGGAGGAUGAGGACUCCCCUGGGAUGGACCAGGGAGGCAUGCAGGUGAAGGAGGAGGAGGAGGACCCUGCUGGGGCAUCCUGGGAAGGAACUGUGCGGAAGGUCCUGAUUGGGAACACCUCUGGCUGGGAACAGCAUCGCCAGCACUUCAGGCGCCUCCGCUACUGGGAGGCCGAGGGGCCCCGGGAGGUCUGCGCCCGACUCCAACACCUUUGCCACUGGUGGUUGCAGCCUGAGCAACGCACCAAGGCUCAGAUCGUGGACCUGGUGGUCCUGGAGCAAUUCCUGGCUGUCCUGCCCCCGGAGAUGCAGAGCUGGGUCAAGCAAUGCGGGCCGGAGACCAGUUCUCAGGCGGUGGGCCUGGCAGAGGGGUUCCUGCUGAGCCAGGUGGAGGAUGUGAAGCAGGAAGAGCAGGAAACAGAGGCCUUAGCAGAAACGGCCUCCGAUGGCCAAGAGGCGGAUGAGUCUCCUUUGGCUGCUAGACCAGGACUGACUCUCCAGGAGGUGAAGCAGGAGGAAGACAGAGACGCCACCUCACUGGGUGAUGGACCAGUGAGCUGCUUGGAGCCUUCUCCUCUUCUGGCUGGAAUGGAAACAGCCUCUGUGCAGCCAGAUCAGGGGCUGGUGACCUUUGAAAAGUUUGCAGCGUAUUUCACUGAGGAAAAGUGGGCCCUGCUGGGUUCAGGCCAAAGGCUGCUGCGAGCAGAAGUCCUGGUGGAGAACGAGGGGAGACGGGCCGCUCUCGGUAACAAUCAGGACAGGAAGGAAGACUUUGAACAGCAGGGAAGGAAAACAGAAGCAAAAAAGAGGAAAUCCACUCCUUUUGAAAUGGCCAGCCCUCCCAAAAUUCCAGUCCCAGAAGGUCAAGAAAGAAACAAAAUGAACAAUUUCCCUCUAAAUGCCAACAGCUUAUCUGUUGGCUCAAGCCUCAACACCCACCAGAGAAUCCACAAUAUGGAGACAGUCCCAGAGUGUAGAAAGACCUUCAGUCAGAACAUAAACCUUACUUCUCAUCCAAGGGCUGAUACUGAGGAGAAGCCAUAUAAAUGCUCAGAGUGUGGAAAGGGUUUCAGCCGGAGGUAUAACCUUGUUGCUCAUCAGAAAAGCCACACAGGGGAGAAACCCUACAAAUGCUUAGAGUGUGGCACAAGUUUCAGUCGGAGUAAUAACCUUACUUCACAUCAGAAAAUUCACACAGUGGGCAAGUCAUAUAAGUGCUCAGAGUGCGGCAAGUGCUUCAGUCAGAAGAUAAACCUUACUAGACAUCAGAGAAUCCACACGGGGGAGAAACCAUUUCAGUGUUCAGAGUGUGGAAAGACCUUUGGUGAGCAGCACCACCUUACCACACAUCAAAAAAGUCACACAGGUGAGAAACCGUAUAAAUGCUCAGAGUGUGGAAAGAGCUUUAUUCAGAAGAUAAACCUUAUAACGCAUCAAAAUACUCACACAGGAGAGAAACCAUAUAAAUGCUUGGAGUGUGGGAAGAGCUUCACUCAGAGCACAAGUCUUAGGUCACACCAGAAGAUCCACACGGGGGAGAAACCAUAUAAAUGCACUGAGUGCAGGAAGAGCUUCAGUCGAAGCACACACCUGAGAUCCCAUCAAAGAAUCCACACAGGAGAGAAACCAUAUAAAUGCCUUGAGUGUGGAAAGAGCUUCAAUCACAGCAUCAGCCUUUCUUUACAUCACAGAAUACACACAGGAGAGAAGCCAUAUCAGUGUUCAGAAUGUGGAAAGAUCUUCCGUCAGGCCAGAAACCUUAGGCUACAUCACAGGAUUCACACAGGGGAGAAACCUUAUAAAUGCCCUGAGUGUGGUAAGAGCUUCAACCGAAAGGAAAACCUGAGAGCACAUCAAAGAGUUCACACAGGGGAGAAACUAUUGAAAUGUCCUGAGUGUGGAAAGUGCUUUAGACGGAGCACAAAUCUUCGGGUGCAUCAGAAGAUUCACACAGGGGAGAAGCCGUAUAAGUGUUUGCGGUGUGGAAAGUGCUUCCGGCACAAGGACCAUCUUACUAAACAUCAGAGAGUGCACAGUGGGGAGAAACCCUAUAAAUGCCUGGAGUGUGGAAAGAGCUUCAAGCACAACCUAAGCCUAACUUUGCAUCAUAAAAUUCACACCGGAGACAAACCAUAGACAC
Molecule: messenger RNA, 2254 nt
Organism: Euleptes europaea (tarantolino)
Lineage: Eukaryota; Metazoa; Chordata; Lepidosauria; Squamata; Sphaerodactylidae
Product: zinc finger protein ZFP2-like
Exons: 5
Coding region: 1-2250 (749 amino acids)
Biological process (GO): regulation of DNA-templated transcription
Molecular function (GO): DNA-binding transcription factor activity, RNA polymerase II-specific; RNA polymerase II cis-regulatory region sequence-specific DNA binding
Source: RefSeq, a predicted model, not a curated record